Messenger RNA from Symbiodinium natans, 306 nucleotides. The record is from the annotation of a GenBank genome assembly. NCBI's taxonomy places the organism in Eukaryota, Dinophyceae, Suessiales, Symbiodiniaceae.
AUGUGGCAGGCCUACAAUGAGAUUGCGAGCAUCGAAGAGAAGUCAAUGAAGGGGUACAUGUCUCCUGAGGAGGUCGCUAACGAGCUCAUCCGCCGUCGCGAGAAGCAGCUGGAUAACUACAUGAGCGGCGUCGACCUCGAGAAAGAAGAGCGCAGUGACCAAUCCAUCGAGAACAGCUACUGGCUCUUCGUGCCCGUGGGCAUCGGCGCCCUCCUGGCCGCGUACUACCUGAACAUCACCUACACCGACUUCAAGGUCCGCGACUGCGUCCACAACCGUCUGCAAUGGCGCGCAGUUCUCCCUUAA